AGCUGACCAACACUUCUCAUCGCCGCUAGGGUUUCACCAACAUGAUUCUGCUCGCCCGGCGGAAACCUCCAUUUCUAAUCCCAACGCAUUAUUUCUCCCGCAGUGCCUUUCUCCUCGAUCCCUCACUCUCACCCCAACGCCUCCAAAACCCUAACCCUUGCUAUUGCACUUGCCCCAAAACCUCUGCUUUCUCCACCCAGUCCUCUAAAUUCCCGGAGUACGAGAUGCCCUCCGUCACCUGGGGGGUGGUCCAGGGCCGCAAGGAGCGACUUGUCUCACGCGUCAUUAUUUCCGACUAUCUCAAAUCCAUAGGCGUCAUCCCCAACGAGCUCGAACAUCUUGAGCUCCCUUCCACCGUUGAAGUCAUGCGCGGCCGCGUGGAGUUUCUCCAGCGCCUCGGCCUUACAGUGGACGACAUGAACGAAUAUCCCCUUAUGCUGGCAUGCAGCGUCCGUAAGAACAUGAUCCCUGUCCUGGGCUACCUCGAAAAGAUUGGCAUCAGCCGCUCCAAGCUAGGAGAAUUCGUUCGAAACUACCCCCAGGUUCUCCAUGCUAGCGUCGUCGUCGAGCUUGCACCCGUAAUCAAGUUCCUACGAGGCCUCGAUGUUGAGCGCCAUGAUAUCCCUUACGUCCUCCAGCGCUACCCAGAACUGCUCGGCUUCAAGCUGGAGGGCACCAUGAGCACUUCGGUGGCCUACCUCGUCAGUAUCGGUGUCUGGCCGAGGGACAUCGGCCCCAUGGUGACUCAAUACUCUUAUUUUCUGGGCAUGCGGGUUGGAACCACCAUCAAACCUCUAGUGGAAUACAUAAUAUCUUUGGGAGUACCCAAGAGGAUUCUUGCCAGAAUGCUUGAGAAGAGGACAUAUAUUCUUGGGUAUGAUCUCGAGGAGACCGUGAAGCCCAACGUUGACACUCUACUCAGCUUUGGUGUGAGGCGGGAGGCCCUGCCUUCGUUGAUUGCUCAGUAUCCGCAGAUUCUUGGGUUGCCUGUCAAGGCUAAGUUGUCGACUCAGCAAUUUUUUUUCAACUUGAAGCUUAAGAUAGACCCCGAAGGAUUUGCUCGGGCUUUGGAGAAGAUGCCCCAAAUUAUUAGUCUCAGUCAGAAUGUUAUUAUGAAGCCGGUGGAUUUCCUCAGGGGACGAGCCAUACCCGAUGAGGAUGUUGCGAGGAUGAUUGUUAAGUGCCCCCAACUGCUUGCAUGCAGUGUUGCGCUGAUGAAGAAUAGUUACUAUUUCUUCAAAAGCGAAAUGCAGAGGCCAUUGAAGGACCUAUUUGAAUUUCCAGAGUAUUUCACCUACAGUUUGGAGUCAAGAAUUAAGCCGAGGCAUCAGAAAUUGGCUAGCAAGGGAAUUAAGUGCAGUUUGGCUUGGUUACUGAAUUGCAGUGAUCGGAGGUUCGAGGAGAGAUUACAGGCUGAUUACAUUGAAGAAGAUACUCCC
Messenger RNA from Phalaenopsis equestris, 1439 nucleotides. Its product is annotated as transcription termination factor MTERF4, chloroplastic-like. The annotation marks the transcript as partial. NCBI's taxonomy places the organism in Eukaryota, Viridiplantae, Streptophyta, Magnoliopsida, Asparagales, Orchidaceae. The record is from RefSeq and is a predicted model, not a curated record. Gene Ontology annotation, biological process: regulation of DNA-templated transcription. The transcript has a single exon. Gene Ontology annotation, molecular function: double-stranded DNA binding.